Molecule: messenger RNA, 867 nt
Organism: Schizophyllum commune H4-8
Lineage: Eukaryota; Fungi; Basidiomycota; Agaricomycetes; Agaricales; Schizophyllaceae
Exons: 1
Coding region: 200-406 (68 amino acids)
Source: RefSeq, a predicted model, not a curated record
CGCACGCGCACCCGCCAAGCCGCCGUUUCUGCCCCCGCUUAAGCCCUCGUCACAGGCCCGCGCGAGCUGCUCAAGAUGCGGCGCGUUUGAUCGUUCCCCAUCCGCUCCCCGCCUUGACCCCCACCUCUGCCUAGUGCGCCGCCCACUUCGUCCUGGCCCCAUCACUCCCUCUGCACGCGUCUGCGUCGCCCGCGCAUGGAUGCGCGUCCUCGCUCAAGCUCCCGCCCGAGGCCCGCGCGCGACACUCAAGAUGCUACAUUUCCGAUCAUCACCUGCCAUUUCGGCGCCCGCUCUGCGUCUGCCUCGCACGUCGCUCACGUACCCCUGCCCUCCGCGUCUUCCCAACUGCCGCCGCCUCCAGCCGCUGGCGCGCCGCUGCGCAUUCUCGCGCGCGGGCGCUUGCUGACUAAUCCGGCCCCGCGGCCCGGCCCUCCGCUCGCGCUGUUCCGUCCGACUCUCGACGAGUCGGCGUCGCCCGCUCGAGCUGCCUACAGUAUAUUUCGCCUAUCAACACCGCAUGCCCUCUAAUUUUGGCUACGCCUUGACGUCCUUGCCAAUUCUCCGUCUGUCGGGUACCUCGUCCUCAAUUACACUUGCCGUCGCCAUAUUUUGCUCGCCAUCGAACUGCCAUUUUCUCGGUUGCUCGUCUCGUUGCCUCGUCUCGCCUCGCCUUGCCUCGCUCGCUCGGUACUUCGGUGUUCUUGUUUAUAUGGCCUUGGUUCUUGUUUUUUUCGGACACUGGUGCUUGAUUUUCGAGGGGUUGGGCGGGUGUAACGUGACUGUGACUAGUCACGUUCCUCGGCUAUAUAAGGCAGGCCUUGUCCCAUUGUAGAUACUCACUCUUGUACGCUACGCUCAUCUGCUAUA